Molecule: messenger RNA, 1847 nt
Organism: Magallana angulata
Lineage: Eukaryota; Metazoa; Mollusca; Bivalvia; Ostreida; Ostreidae
Product: neuronal acetylcholine receptor subunit beta-2-like
Exons: 6
Coding region: 217-1503 (428 amino acids)
Biological process (GO): monoatomic ion transmembrane transport; regulation of membrane potential; chemical synaptic transmission
Cellular component (GO): neuron projection; synapse; membrane
Molecular function (GO): transmembrane signaling receptor activity; neurotransmitter receptor activity; extracellular ligand-gated monoatomic ion channel activity
Source: RefSeq, a predicted model, not a curated record
GGUUUAAAAUCGGUUAUUUUUCUCGUUGGAAUUGUUAUCAAUAAAACAAAUGUAUUCAGAGCAUGCGUCAUGGAUUGGUGUCUUGUCAGGUAGCUAAUUUGAUCAGAUCAUUUGACGAGAAUACCAUAUAAAUGUAGACAGGUAUAUGUAGAUCUUUGGACUUUAGUAAUCCCAAGGAAACCAGUCUAAACAGCUUCCGUUUCAGCAGAUUUUGAGAUGAAGAUCUUGGGCAUAAUUUUUUGCAAUAUACAGAUGGUGCAUAUGUUUCACCUUGGUCAAACAGAGGGGAAACCUUCUCGUCCAUUUUACUCACUUUCUUUGGAGACUGAUCUCCGCACCGAAUUGUUUGAGACGAACCAGUAUUCGCCACUCCAGCGUCCUGUUUUAAGGGUGACAACAAAUGUGUCCUUAACUAUACUCACUGUGAAUGAACUUAACAUCAAAGACCAGUAUCUUUCGAUUUCUGGUUACCUUACAAUAGCAUGGGAAGAUAACCGGCUAUCGUGGAACAAUCCAUCCAAAACGUCACAAGAUUAUACCAAUGUGGUGUACCUCUUCAGCGCGGCAAAAUAUCUAUGGACCCCUACGAUCAUCAUUGAGAAUUCAGUGGAUGAUGUGUCGACCAUGGCUGAUACUAACAUUCCUCUACGAAUUACAAGUGACGGAGCAGUAUACUGGAGCCUCUCAGGGAUCUUUAAGGUGGCAUGCGAGUCUGAUAUUAGGUAUUAUCCCUUAGACUCACAGACAUGCAUCAUAAGAAUCACCACCUGGGGAUAUACACAAGGUGAAAUUCUGUUGCAGCUGGAUGAAGAUAAACCAAUAAACUUCGAUUACUACAAUCAAAAUGGUGAAUGGGAAUUGCAUUCGUCAUCCGCGUACUACGCAAGCAACAGAUACGAAAGAGGAUUGUCUUUUUCUACGUUGUAUUUUCAAAUGACUUUUAAAAGAAAACCAUUAUUCCAUAUAAUAAACACUAUAUUUCCUGUGGUUUUGAUGGCGUUUCUCAUACCCAUGGUGUACAAGCUACCGUCAGAAUCCGGAGAGAAGAUGGGGUACUGUUUAACAGUGCUGCUGGCUUACGCAGUGUAUAUGUCCAUUAUCUCCGAUAACAUCCCAAGUACCUCAAAGAGUGUAUGUUUUUUGUCAAUCUACCUCGGACUGACUUUGGCGUUCAGUACAAUAUCAGUGAACCUCGUCAUCCUAACCCUGUAUGCCUACUUUCAAGGUGAAACGGCUGCUCCUACUUGGAUCCUCACAAUAAUGAGACGGAAAUGCACGUGUGACGGAGAAGAAAACAAAAUUGUGCCAUGCUUAAAUGAAGAAAAUGGCAACAAUAUAGACGGAAAAGUCAUGAAAAUAACCCAAACCCCCGAGGCUAAAACGCUGACAUACCACGAUCUGUCCUUGAUGUUAGACAAAUUCUUUUUCAUGGUGUACAUGAUUGCUAUAACAUUGUCAACACUUAUACUGUUGAUAGUUUUGCUCACAAAUUAUCAUGCUUAAUAACUACAUUUUUGUAGUAAAUAUUGUCAAUGAAUAAACAGAUAGAUUGUCCUUAUAUAUUUUUUCUCAAGACUCUAUCAAUGGAUAUUGCACAAGUGCAUUUAAAUUCAGAUGAAUUAAUGAAAUUAGAGAAAGCAAAUGAUAGCAAUACAGCUUUUAAUAAUGCUAUAUUUAUACCUGUUACACCUAUGAUAUAUUAUAAGGAAUAGCUGUUAACGAGGCAGAGCUAAAGAGCCGACUUGAAAACAUUUUCCGAUCGGGUUCGGUAUUAUUGUACUACUCAUGAAUGUAUAUUAAACUUUCAGAAAAUUAAAAAGUUCUCCAUGAAAUAAAUCAUAUUAUUU